AUGGUGUGGGGGUUCUAUGUCACGGUGUUCAGUCACCACUUCAUUGUGAAUGGACCAUGGCUUAUUAACUCACCCUUUUUGUUGGAAACUCCAAUCAGACUGAAUCUCCUUAGAGACCAAACGAAGCCCAUCUUGGGAGCUGGCCAGUGCUUUAUCUUCCUGCUCUUAUAAGGGCCAGCUAAGUCAGUUCCUCCCUCGCUCACCUCUCAACACCUUUCUGUGUGGUUCCGGACCACCUGUUGAAGCCCCAGCAUGCCUGGCUCUGAGUCCACAGAAUUAUUGGGAAAAGGAGGCCCAAGCACACUGAGAAAACACCGAGGCAAAGGCAUGGCUGGGAUCCCAGCACAGAGCCCGUCCUCCCGCAGUUAAGUCUUGGCUGAGCUGAGCCCUUUCCUCAUAGUGUUUGGCUUGGAUGCUAGACUAGGUCCCAGGAUGUCCUGUGAGGAUAUAGGCAUGGCCAGGCCACAGGAGCUGACCUCCAUCAACUCUAUAGUAGACAAGAGCCUCUUGAGACCUGGGUCCUGGUUCCUAAAUGAAAGACACACUUCCCUCUGUGUCUCCAAAUUCUUCAUCUGGGCUUGA
This is a messenger RNA of Puma concolor (puma), 582 nucleotides long. The record is from RefSeq and is a predicted model, not a curated record. NCBI's taxonomy places the organism in Eukaryota, Metazoa, Chordata, Mammalia, Carnivora, Felidae.